Oryzias melastigma (Indian medaka) is the source of this 16404-nucleotide messenger RNA. RefSeq names its product ryanodine receptor 1b (skeletal) (gene ryr1b). The record is from RefSeq and is a predicted model, not a curated record. Lineage: Eukaryota; Metazoa; Chordata; Actinopteri; Beloniformes; Adrianichthyidae. The coding region runs from base 295 to 15552 and encodes 5085 amino acids. Gene Ontology annotation, biological process: intracellular calcium ion homeostasis; calcium ion transmembrane transport. Gene Ontology annotation, molecular function: protein binding; ryanodine-sensitive calcium-release channel activity. Gene Ontology annotation, cellular component: calcium channel complex; smooth endoplasmic reticulum; sarcoplasmic reticulum membrane. The transcript has 108 exons.
GAGCAGCGUCCCACUUUCACAGCCAUGGCGGCCGGAUGGGAGCGAUGUAAAUGAGUAGUAAGGUGCCUGCCCCUCCCUCCCCCUCGCAGAGAGGAGCAGAGGGGGCGGCCUCGCCUCCUGUCACUCGCUCUCGCAGUCGUGAGAGGAGAGGACUCCUGCUGCCCUCCCAGCACUCCCACUUCACACUGAGAGCGAGCGGCGGCGAGGACAGAGGGAGGGGCCAGACCCAAAUCCUGACGGGAGAAAUCAGGAUUUUUCUCUUUUCUCCCGAGGAGCUGCGAGUAAACCUGGACAAUGGCAGAAGGAGCAGAAGGAGAAGAGGAGAUUCAGUUCCUGCGAACGGAUGACCUGGUUUGUCUCCAGUGCUCCGCCUCGGUCCAGAAGGAAACCAUUAAACUAUGUUUGUCCUGUGAAGGCUUCGGGGACCGUCUCUGCUUCCUGGAAACCACGUCCAACGCUCAGAGCGUUCCGCCAGAUCUAGCAAUAUGUUCCUUCAUCCUGGUGCAGUCGCUGUCGGUGCGAGCUCUGCAGGAGAUGCUGGCCAACACCGUGGAGAUGACGGAGGCAGUGGAUUUGGACAAAUGGUCGUCUCAAGGUGGAGGCCAUCGCACUUUACUGUACGGACACGCCAUCCUUCUGAGGCACCACCACUCAGGCAUGUACCUGAGCUGUUUGACCACAUCUCGGUCCCUCACCGACAAGCUGGCGUUUGAUGUGGGCCUGCAAGAAGACUCCACAGGUGAGGCCUGUUGGUGGACCAUCCAUCCCGCCUCCAAGCAGAGAUCAGAAGGUGAAAAGGUCAGGGUGGGAGACGACCUCAUCCUGGUCAGCGUGUCGUCUGAGAGAUACCUGCAUCUGUCCUACGCCAGCGGAGACCUGAUGGUGGACGCCUCCUUCAUGCAGACUUUGUGGAGCAUUAACCCCAUCAGUUCUGGAUGUGAACUGGCUGAAGGUUAUCUGACCGGAGGUCACGUCCUCCGUCUUUUUCACGGUCACAUGGACGAGUGUCUGGCUAUCCCGACUCCAGAGGAAGGGGAAGAAAAACGCAGGAUGGCCAACUAUGAGGGCGGUGCCGUGUGCAGUCAGGCUCGAUCUCUGUGGAGGCUGGAGCCGCUCCGGAUCAGCUGGAGCGGGAGCCACAUGAAGUGGGGACAGUCUUUCCGCAUUCGCCACAUCACCACAGGUCGGUACCUGUGUCUGGACGAGGAAAAAGGCCUGAUGGUGGUUGAUCCAGAGAAGGCCAACACCAAACUGUCAGCAUUCUGCUUCCGGGUUUCAAAGGAGAAGGUGGAAGUAGCUCAGAAGCGUGACGUGGAGGGGAUGGGCAUCCCGGAGAUAAAGUAUGGAGAGUCCAUGUGCUUUGUUCAGCACGUGUCGACGGGCCUGUGGCUUACGUACGCCGCUCUGGAUGCUAAAGCUGCUCGUUUAGGAAUGAUGAAGAGGCGGGUCAUUCUGCAUCAAGAGGGUCACAUGGACGACGCCCUCACCGUGUCCCGCUCCCAAACUGAAGAGUCUCAAGCUGCUCGAAUGAUCUACAGCACGACGGGCCUUUUUCGGCAGUUCAUCAAGGGGUUGGACUCUCUGAGCGGGAAGAACAAGUCCCCGGGAACCGUGUCUCUUCCUCUGGCGGGGGUCAUCCUCUCCCUGCAGGAUCUCAUCUUCUACUUUCGGCCCCCCGAGGAGGAGCUGGAGCACGAGGAGAAGCAGACCAAGCUGCGCUCGCUCCGCAACCGGCAGAACCUCUUCCAGGAGGAGGGGAUGAUCACCAUCGUUCUGGAGUGCAUCGACCGUCUCAACGUCUACAACACUGCUGCCCACUUCUCUGAGUUUGCAGGCGAGGAGGCGGCAGAGUCCUGGAAGGAGAUCGUCAACCUCCUCUACGAGCUGCUCGCGUCUCUGAUCCGAGGAAACCGCUCCAACUGCGCUCUGUUCUGUGAUAACCUGGACUGGCUGGUCAGCAAGCUGGACCGUCUGGAGGCCUCCUCAGGAAUUCUGGAGGUGCUGUACUGCGUCCUCAUCGAGAGUCCAGAGGUUCUGAACAUCAUCCAAGAGAACCACAUCAAGUCCAUCAUCUCUCUGUUGGACAAGCAUGGGCGGAACCACAAGGUUCUGGAUGUCUUGCGCUCUCUUUGUGUGUGUAACGGCGUCGCCGUGAGGUCCAACCAGAACCUCAUCACUGAAAACCUGCUGCCGGGUCGAGACCUCCUGCUGCAGACAAACAUAGUGAACUACGCCACCAGUGUGAGGCCCAACGUCUUUCUGGGAACAUGUGAGGGCUCCACCCAGUACAAGAAGUGGUACUACGAGAUGAUGGUGGACUACGUGGAGCCCUUCAUGACCGCGCAGGCGACACACCUGCGGGUGGGCUGGGCUAUGACCGAGGGCUACAGCCCCUACCCUGGAGGAGGUGAAGGCUGGGGAGGCAACGGCGUCGGGGACGACCUCUACUCCUAUGGCUUCGACGGGCUGCAUUUGUGGUCAGGAACCGUGGCGCGGCAGGUGGCUUCUCCCAACGCUCACACUCUGGCUGCAGACGAUGUGGUCAGCUGUUGUCUGGAUCUGAGCGUGCCCAGUAUCUCCUUCCGAAUCAAUGGCCAUCCAGUUCAGGGCAUGUUUGAAAACUUUAACGUGGACGGCCUCUUCUUUCCAGUCAUCAGCUUCUCGUCUGGAGUCAAAGCUCGCUUCCUGCUUGGAGGUCGCCAUGGAGAGUUCAAGUUCAUGCCCCCACCAGGCUACGCUCCGUGCUACGAGGCCGUGCUGCCGAGAGAGAGGAUGCGCAUCGAGCCCAUCAAAGAGUACAAGCAUGACUUUGAGGGAGUGCGCAACCUCCUGGGUCCCACCCUGUCCCUCACUCACACCUCCUUCACCCCCUGCCCCGUAGACACCGUUCAGAUUGUGCUGCCGCCUCAUUUGGAACGUAUUCGAGAAAAACUGGCGGAGAACAUUCAUGAACUGUGGGCCAUCACCCGGAUUGAGCAGGGAUGGACCUACGGCCAGUUAAGAGAUGACAACAAAAAACUGCAUCCUUGUUUGGUGGAUUUCCAAAGUUUGCCUGAACCAGAAAGAAACUACAACCUGCAGAUGUCUGGAGAAACUCUCAAGACUCUGCUGGCUUUGGGUUGCCAUGUUGGUAUGGGAGAUGAAAAGGCCGAGGAGAAUCUCAAGAAGAUCAAGCUGCCCAAAACAUACGUGAUGACCAACGGUUACAAGCCGGCCCCCCUCGACCUCAGCCACGUCAAACUGACACCAAACCAGAAUCAGCUGGUGGAAAAAUUGGCUGAAAAUGGGCAUAACGUUUGGGCGAGGGACCGAGUUCGACAAGGAUGGACCUACAGCAUCGUGCAGGACAUUGUGAAUAAGCGGAACCCUCGUCUUGUUCCCUACAACCUUCUGGACGAGAGAACCAAGAAGACCAACCGCGACAGCGUCAACAACGCGGUCCGCACCCUCAUCGGCUACGGCUACAACAUCGAGCCUCCAGAUCAGGAGGGCACUGGCCAUGGCCUCGAGAACAUCCGCGGGGACAAAGUACGAAUCUUCAGGGCAGAGAAGUCGUACGCGGUGACCCAAGGAAAGUGGUACUUUGAGUUUGAGGCGGUGACGACCGGAGAGAUGAGGGUGGGCUGGGCGCGCCCCAGCGUCCGGUCCGACACUGAGCUGGGAGCAGAUGAACUGGCCUACGUCUUCAACGGCAAUAAGGCUCAGAGGUGGCAUAUUGGAAACGAGCCGUUUGGACGCCAGUGGCUGUCCGGGGAUGUGGUCGGUUGCAUGAUUGAUCUGACGGAGAUGAACAUCAUGUUCACGCUCAACGGAGAGAUGCUGAUGAGUGACUCGGGCUCUGAGAUGGCCUUCAAAGAUAUUGAAGUUGGUGAAGGUUUCAUCCCAGUGUGUGCCCUGGGCCUGUCUCAGGUCGGAAGAAUCAAUCUGGGUCAGAACGUCAGCAGUCUCCGUUAUUUUGCCAUCUGUGGGCUGCAGGAGGGAUUUGAACCUUUUGCGAUCAACAUGAAGCGAGACAUCACCAUGUGGUUCAGUAAAAGCUUACCUCAGUUUGUUCCUGUCCCCACGGACCACAAUCAUAUCGAGGUGUCCCGUGUGGAUGGGACGGUGGAUAGCGCCCCCUGUCUGAAGCUGACUCAUAAAACCUUUGGCUCGCAGAACGCCAACACCGACAUGAUGUUCCUCAGACUCAGCAUGCCCGUCCAGUUCCACGAGACCUUCAAGAUCCCAGCCGGCACCACGCCGCUCACGCGCACGCUCACCAUCCCUGAGGAGGAGGUGGUGGUGGUGGAGCCCGACUCCGAGUUUGAAGUCCUGAAGAAAUCUGCCAGCCGUAAGGAGCAGGAGGAGGACAAGAAGGAGCCAUCUGUGCCCAAGGAGGUCUCCGUGGAGAACGAGAAGGACACGGCUUCAGAGAAGGGGAAGAAAAAAGGAUUUUUCUCCAAGGCCAAGAAAGCCGCCAUGACACCUCUUGCCCCCCCACCUGCCCCUCCAACGGUCCCUCGUUUGGUGGAAGAUGUGGUUCCUGAUGACAGAGAUGACCCUGAGAUCAUCAUGGACACCACCACCUAUUACUACUCUGUGAGGAUUUUUGCUGGGCAGGAGCCGUCUGCCGUGUGGGUCGGUUGGGUCACGCCCGACUUUCACCAGUACGAUCAAGGCUUUGACCUCUCCAAGGUGCGAAACGUGACGGUAACUGUGGGAGACGACAGAGGAAACAUCCACGACAGCAUGAAGCACAGCAACUGCUACAUGGUUUGGGGAGGAGACCUGGUCAGCAACCAGCAGACUCGUUUCAGCCAGGAGGACAUGGUGGUCGGCUGUCUGGUUGACCUGGCAACGGGCCUCAUGACCUUUACAGCCAACGGGAAAGAGAUCAACACUUUCUACCAGGUGGAGCCCAACACCAAGCUGUUCCCCGCAGUCUUCAUUCAGCCCACCAACCAGAACAUGGCUCAGCUGGAGCUGGGAAAACUCAAGAACAUCAUGCCCAUCUCGGCGGCCAUGUUCCGCAGCGAACGUAAGAACCCCGUCCCUCAGUGCCCCCCCAGGCUGGACGUCCAGAUGCUCACUCCGGUCAUCUGGAGCCGCAUGCCCAACCACUUCCUCAACCCGGAGGUGGGCAAGAUCAGUGAACGCCUGGGCUGGAUGGUGGAGUGUACAGAGCCGCUCAUCAUGAUGGCACUCCACAUCCCCGAGGAGAACAGAUGCAUCGACAUCCUGGAGCUGUCGGAGCGUCAGGAUCUCAUGAAGUUCCACUACCACACUCUGAUGCUCUACUGCGCCGUGUGCGCUCUGGGGAACAACCGCGUGGCCCACGCCCUGUGCAGCCACGUGGACGAGUCCCAGCUUUUCUACGCCAUCGAGAACACCUACCUACCCGGACCGCUCCGCAGCGGCUACUACGACCUGCUCAUCAGCAUUCAUCUGGAGUCGGCCAAGCGGGCGCGGCUGGGCACCAACAGGGAGUUCAUUGUGCCCAUGACUGAGGAGACCCUCAGUAUCAAGCUCUAUCCCGACACGAAGAAGUCCCACUCUCUUCCGGGCGUCGGCCUCACCACCUGCUUACGGCCAAAGCUGCAUUUCUCAUCCAUCAAUUUUGUUGGGACAGAUCCUGAUUUGUACACCUUGAGUCCAAUAUUUCCACUUCAGGAGCUGAAAACCAGAGCUAUCAGCAUGCUGACGGAGGCUGUGAUGGACGGAAGCCAGGCCAUGAGGGAUCCUGUAGGGGGCAGCGUUGAGUUCCACUUUGUCCCCAUCUUGAAGCUCAUCAGCACACUGUUGAUGAUUGGUAUUUUCAACGACGAAGACACCAUGCACAUCCUCAAGAUGAUUGAUCCCAACGUCUUCAGUGGAAAGGAGGAGGAGGAGGAAGGAGAGAAAGCUGAGGAGGAGGAAGCCGCCAAAGAGGGUGAGGCACAGGUGGAGGAGGAGGAGGAGGAGCUCGAGGAUGAGGGUGUCAGUGAGGAGGACGAAGAAGAGCUGAAAGACACAGAGAAGGAAGAGCAGGAAGGGAAAGAGGCGAAGGAGGAAGUGGAAGAAGGGGAGAAGGAGAAAGCGGAAGAGCCAAAGGAGGGAAAAGUGGAUGGUGAAAAAGCAGAGGAAGAGAAGGAGGCAGUGGAGGAGGAAGCAAAGGAGGAGGAGGAGGCUCCAGAGGAGGGACUGCUCCAGAUGAAGCUUCCGGAGUCCGUCAAGCUGCAGAUGUGCACGCUCCUGCAGUACUUCUGCGACUGCGAGCUCCGCCACCGCGUGGAAACCAUCGUGGCGUAUUCGGACAACUUUGUCCAGGGCGUUCAGAGCAACCAGCGCGUGCGCUACAACCUGCUGAUGAGGGCCUUCACCAUGUCUGCCGCCGAGACCGCCCGCAGGACUCGCGAGUUCCGCUCGCCGCCGCAUGACCAGGUUCUGUUGCUGACCAACUUCAAAAACUGUCCAGAGGAAGAGGACUGUCCUGUUCCCGAGGAGAUUCGGGACACUUUGACGGGUUUCCAUAACGACAUCCUGCUUCACUGCGGCAUACAUAUUGAAGAGGAGGUAGAGGAGGAGGAGGUGGACACCUCCCUGCGAGGAAGACUUCUCAGCCUGGUGGACAAAGUGAAGAACUUACGCAAGAAGAAGGAGGAGGAGGAGGAGAAGCCAGAAGUGGAAGAAGAACCAAAACUCAGCACUCUGCAGGAGCUCAUCUCCCACACCAUGAUCCACUGGGCCCAGGAGUCCUUCAUCCAGAACCCCGAGCUGGUCCGGCUGAUGUUCAGCCUGCUCCACAGACAGUACGACGGCCUGGGCGAGCUGAUCCGCGCCCUGCCCAAAGCCUACGCCAUCAACGCCGUGUCCGUCCAGGACACCAUGGACCUGCUGGAGUGUUUGGGUCAGAUCCGCUCGCUGCUCAUCGUGCAGAUGGGUCCAGAGGAGGAGCGGCUCAUGAUCCAGAGCAUCGGGAAUAUCAUGAACAACAAAGUGUUUUACCAGCACCCCAACUUGAUGAGAGCUCUGGGUAUGCAUGAAACCGUCAUGGAGGUGAUGGUCAACGUGUUAGGAGGAGGAGGAGACUCAAAGGUGAUCCGAUUCCCCCAAAUGGUGACCAACUGCUGCCGCUUCCUGUGUUACUUCUGCCGGAUCAGCCGACAGAACCAGCGCGCCAUGUUUGACCAUCUGAGCUACCUGCUGCAGAACAGCGGCAUCGGUUUGGGUAUGAGUGGCUCCACCCCUCUGGACGUGGCUGCAGCCUCCUGCAUCGAUAACAACGAGCUGGCGUUGGCUCUACAGGAGCAGGACCUGGAAAUGGUGGUGACGUACCUGGCUGGCUGCGGGCUGCAGAUGUGUCCAAUGCUCUUGUCUAAAGGAUAUCCUGACAUUGGCUGGAACCCCUGUGGAGGAGAGAGAUAUCUGGACUUCCUUCGCUUUGCUGUCUUUGUCAACGGAGAGAGCGUGGAGGAGAACGCCAACGUGGUGGUGCGGCUGCUCAUCCGUCGCCCCGAGUGCUUCGGCCCGGCCCUGAGAGGAGAGGGCGGCAAUGGCCUCCUGGCAGCUAUGGAGGAGGCCAUCAAGAUCUCCGAGGACCCAGCAAGAGACGGUCCAACGGUUAAAAAAGACAGACGGUUCAUGUUUGGUGGAGAGGAACAGCAUGAAGAGAACCGCGUGCACCUGGGAAACGCCAUCAUGUCCUUCUACUCGGCUCUCAUUGAUCUGCUCGGUCGCUGCGCUCCAGAGAUGCAUCUAAUCCAAGCAGGAAAAGGUGAAGCUCUCCGUAUCAGAGCCAUCCUGAGGUCCCUGGUGCCCAUAGAGGACCUGGUUGGAGUCAUCAGCCUGCCUGUGCAGAUUCCCGCCUACGGCAAAGAUGGUCAGAUCAUUGAGCCAAAGAUGUCUGCCAGCUUUGUGCCGGACCACAAGGCCUCCAUGGUGCUGUUCCUGGACAGAGUGUACGGCAUCGACAAUCAGGACUUCUUGCUCCACGUGCUGGAAGUCGGCUUCCUGCCCGACAUGAGAGCUGCUGCUUCUCUGGAUACCGUAGCAUUCAGCACCACUGAGAUGGCCUUGGCGCUCAACCGCUACCUCUGCUCAGCUGUGCUGCCUCUCCUCACCAAGUGCGCCCCCCUGUUUGCGGGAACGGACCACCGAGCCAUCAUGAUCGACUCCAUGCUUCACACUAUUUACCGCCUGUCCCGCGGCCGCGCCCUGACCAAGGCGCAGAGGGACGUCAUUGAAGAGUGCCUCAUGUCGCUCUGCAAGUACCUGAGACCCUCCAUGCUGCAGCACCUGCUCAGACGGCUGGUGUUUGAUGUUCCCAUUCUCAAUGAAUAUGCAAAGAUGCCCCUGAAGCUGCUAACUAAUCACUACGAGCGCUGUUGGAAGUACUACUGUCUGCCAAACGGAUGGGCCAACUUCGGUGUGACCUCCGAGGAGGAGCUGCAUCUUUCCCGGAAACUCUUCUGGGGAAUCUUUGAGUCGCUGGCGCACAAGAAAUUUGAUGCAGAACUUUUCAAAAUCGCCAUGCCCUGCCUGUGCGCCAUCGCCGGAGCCAUUCCUCCUGACUAUGUGGACGCCAGCUACUCCUCUCACACUGAGAAGAAAGCCUCGGUGGACGCCGAGGGCAACUUUGAUCCCAAACCAGUGGAGACCACCAACACCAUCAUCCCAGAGAGGCUGGACGCUUUCAUCAACAAAUACGCAGAACACACUCAUGAUAGAUGGGCUUUUGAAAAGAUCCAGAACAACUGGACCUACGGAGAGGUGUUAGACGAGAACGCCAAGACUCACCCCAUGCUUCGGCCGUACAAGACCUUCUCUGAGAAGGACAAGGAGAUCUAUCGCUGGCCCAUUAAAGAGUCCAUCAAAGCCAUGCUGGCCUGGGAGUGGACCCUGGAGAAAGCUAGAGAAGGGGAAGGAGAGGUGGAGAAGAAGGCCACCUCACAGAAGAUGUCCCAAACCGCUCAGGCGACCUAUGACCCCAGUCAUGGCUACAACCCUCAGCCAAUAGACAUCACGGGGAUGGCCCUGUCCAGAGAGCUGCAGUCUAUGGCAGAGCAGCUGGCAGAGAACUAUCACAACACCUGGGGCCGGAAGAAGAAGCUGGAGCUGCAGGCCAAAGGGGGGGGCACUCAUCCCCUGCUGGUGCCAUAUGACACCCUGACGGCUAAGGAGAAGGCCAGAGACAGGGAGAAGGCCCAGGACCUGCUGAAGUUCCUGCAGCUCAACGGAUACGCCGUGACCAGGGGUCUGAAGGACAUGGAGCAGGACAUCUCCUCCAUCGAGAAGCGGUUCGCCUACGGAUUCCUCCAGAAGCUUCUCAAGUGGAUGGACAUCGCUCAGGAGUUUAUCGCUCAUCUCGAGGCUGUGGUCAGCAGCGGUCGCGUGGAGAAGUCCCCACACGAACAGGAAAUCAAAUUCUUUGCCAAGAUCCUCCUGCCGCUGGUGAACCAGUACUUCAAGAACCACUGCUUGUACUUCCUGUCCACCCCCGCCAAAGUCCUGGGAAGUGGAGGCCACUCCUCCAAUAAGGAGAAGGAGAUGAUUGCCAGUAUCUUCUGUAAGUUGGCUGCCUUGGUGAGGCACAGGGUUUCUCUUUUUGGGACGGAUGCAGGCGCCGUGGUCAACUGUCUGCACAUCCUGUCACGCUCGCUGGACGCCAGGACUGUGAUGAAGUCGGGACCUGAGAUCGUGAAGGCUGGCCUGCGACAGUUCUUUGAGAGCGCAGCAGACGACAUCGAGAAGAUGGUGGAGAACCUGAAACUGGGCAAAGUUUCCAGCCGAAACCAGGUCAAAGGCGUGUCCCAGAACAUCAACUACACCACCACCGCUCUGCUGCCCGUCCUCACCUCGCUGUUCGACCACAUCGCGCAGCAUCAGUUUGGAGAUGACGUCAUGCUGGAUGACUUGCAAAUAUCCUGCUAUCGGCUGAUGUGCAGCAUCUACUCUCUGGGAACGGUGAAGACUCCUCAUGUGGAGAAACAGCGUCCAGCUCUGGGAGAGUGUCUGGCCCACCUGGCCGCCGCCAUGCCGGUCGCCUUCCUGGAACCGACGCUGAACGAGUUCAACACAUUUUCUGUUUACACCACCAAGACUCCCCGAGAGAGAUCCAUUUUGGGUCUUCCCAACCAAGUGGAGGAGCUUUGCCCCGACAUCCCCGAGCUGGAGAUCCUCAUCAAAGAGAUCCACGACCUUUCAGAGUCUGGAGCUCGGUACACGGAAAUGCCACAUGUGAUCGAGAUCACGCUCCCCAUGAUGUGCAACUACCUGCCGCGCUGGUGGGAGAGGGGCCCGGAGAACUUCCCCGAGCAGGAGGGCCAGCUCUGCACCGCUGUCACCUCCGAGCAUCUCAACCAGCUGCUGGGCAGCAUCAUGAAGAUCGUGGUCAACAACCUGGGCAUCGACGAAGCUUCCUGGAUGAAGAGAUUAGCCGUUUUUGCUCAGCCAAUUGUGAGCAGAGCGAAACCAGAGAUGCUUAAAUCCCACUUCAUCCCCACCAUGGAGAAGCUGAAGAAGCGCUCCUCAAAGGUAGUGGCUGAGGAGGAACACCUGCGCAUGGAGGGCAAAACGGAGGUGGACAGUGAGAACGGGACCAUUCGGGACGAGUUUGCCGUGCUUUGCCGGGAUCUGUACGCGCUCUACCCUUUGCUCAUCCGCUACGUGGACAACAGCAGGGCAAGGUGGUUGACCUGUCCAGAUCCUGAUGCUGAGGAACUUUUCAGGAUGGUUGGAGAGGUUUUCAUCUUCUGGUCCAAAUCACAUAACUUCAAAAGGGAGGAGCAGAACUUUGUGGUGAUGAAUGAGAUCAACAACAUGUCCUUCCUCACUGCUGACAGCAAAAGCAAGAUGAGCAAGUCCGGAGGCUCGGAGCAGGAACGCUCCAAGAAGAAGAAGAGGGGGGACCGCUACUCCGUGCAGACCUCCCUGAUUGUGGCGGCCCUGAAGAAGAUGCUUCCCAUCGGCCUCAAUAUGUGCUCUCCUGCGGACCAGGAGCUCAUCAAUCUGGCCAAGAUCAGAUACUCACUGAAAGACACAGACGAGGAAGUGAGGGAGUUCCUGCACAACAAUCUGCAUCUUCAGGGGAAGGUUGAGGACCCGGCUAUGCGCUGGCAGAUGUCUCUGUACAAGGAGCGGUCUGGAAACACCGAGGAUGCAGAGGACCCAGAGAAGGUGGUGAAGAGGGUGCAAGAGGUGUCAGCCGUCCUCUAUCACAUCGAGGUGACCGAGCAUCCCUACAAGUCCAAAAAGAUGGUUUGGCACAAGCUGCUGUCCAAGCAGCGCCGCAGGGCAGUGGUGGCCUGCUUCAGGAUGACGCCUCUCUACAACAUCCCCACGCAUCGAGCCAUCAACAUGUUCUUGGACGCCUACAAACGCAACUGGUUGGAGAACGAGGGUUACUCGUUUGAGGACAAGAUGAUCGACGACCUGUCAAAAGCCAUGGAGGAAGAGGAGGAAGAGGAAGAGGAGACGGAGAGGAAGCCGGACCCCCUCCACCAGCUGAUUCUUCAUUUCAGCCGCACCGCCCUCACGGAAAAGACUAAACUGGACGUGGAUCAUCUGUACAUGUCCUACGCUGACAUUAUGGCAAAGAGCUGCCAUAUUGGUGAGGAGGACGAAGGGGGAGAUCAGGAGGGGGAGGAGCCAUCCUUUGAGGUGCGACAGACAGAGAUGGAAAAGGAGAUGGAGAAACAGAGGCUUCUGUACCAGCAGUCCCGUCUGCACAACCGCGGGGCUGCAGAGAUGGUGCUGCAGAUGAUCAGCGCCUGCAAAGGUGAACCUGGAGUCAUGGUUUCUUCUACUCUCAAACUGGGAAUCUCCAUCCUCAACGGAGGCAACAGCGAUGUGCAGCAGAAAAUGCUGGAUUAUCUGAAGGAUAAGAAGGAUGUGGGCUUCUUCCUGAGCGUUCAGGCUCUGAUGCAGACCUGCAGCGUUUUGGACUUGAACGCCUUUGAGAGGCAGAACAAGGCAGAAGGUCUGGGGAUGGUUUCAGAGGAGGGCACCAAUACAGAACGCGACGAGAAGGUGAUGGCAGAUGACGAGUUCACCUGCGACCUGUUCCGCUUCCUGCAGCUGCUUUGUGAAGGACACAACAACGACUUCCAGAACUACCUGAGGACGCAGACGGGCAGCACCACCACCAUCAACGUCAUCAUCUGCACUGUGGACUACCUGCUGCGACUGCAGGAAUCCAUCAGUGACUUUUACUGGUAUUACUCUGGAAAAGACAUCAUUGACGAGCCCGGGAAGAGGAAUUUCUCCAAAGCAAUGACGGUGGCCAAACAAGUCUUCAACAGCCUGACGGAGUACAUCCAGGGGCCGUGCACUGGGAACCAGCAGUCUCUGGCUCACAGCAGACUGUGGGACGCCGUCGUGGGUUUCCUGCACGUCUUCGCUCACAUGAUGAUGAAACUGGCUCAGAUGCUCCCUGAUCCCGGACAACGAAACGGCGAUCCUUUUUGGAGUAGAACUUACUCGGAGGAUUCCAGUCAAAUUGGACUUUUGAAGGAACUGCUGGAUUUGCAGAAGGACAUGGUGGUCAUGCUUCUGUCCCUACUGGAAGGUAACGUUGUGAACGGCACCAUUGCCAGGCAGAUGGUUGACAUGUUGGUGGAGUCCUCCAGCAAUGUGGAGAUGAUCCUGAAGUUCUUUGACAUGUUCCUCAAGCUUAAGGACAUAGUGGCGUCUGACGCCUUCCGUGACUAUGUAACUGACCCGCGUGGGCUCAUCUCCAAGAAAGACUUCUCCAAAGCCAUGGACAGCCAGAAGCAGUACUCUCCAUCUGAAAUCCAGUUCCUCCUCUCUUGCUCAGAGGCAGAUGAGAACGAGAUGAUUAACUUUGAGGAGUUUGCAGAUCGCUUCCAGGAGCCGGCCAAAGACAUUGGCUUCAACAUCGCCGUUCUCCUCACCAAUUUAUCGGAGCACGUUCCUCACGACACUCGCCUUCAGAACUUCCUGGAACAGGCCGAAAGCGUGCUCAACUACUUCCGUCCCUUCCUGGGCCGCAUCGAGAUCAUCGGAGCCAGAAGGAGUAUCGAGCGCAUUUACUUUGAGAUCAGCGAGGCCAACCGCAACCAGUGGGAGAUGCCGCAGGUCAGAGAGUCCAAGCGGCAGUUCAUCUUCGACGUGGUCAACGAGGGCGGCGAGAGCGAAAAGAUGGAGAUGUUUGUGAACUUCUGCGAGGACACCAUUUUUGAGAUGAACAUCGCGGCGUCCAUCUCUGAGCCAGAGGGGGAACCUGAGGAGGAAGAUGAUGAGGAAGAGGAGGAAGAGGCGGGAGCAGUGGAGGAGUCUGGAGAAGGAGAAGAAGGAAACGGAGAGACCCACGUUCCCGAGUCCACCUCUGCUUUUGCAGACUUCAUUAAGAGUGUGAUGAACUUCUUUCACAUGUUCACCUUCCGUAACCUGCGGCGCCGGUACCGCAAGCUGAGAAAAAUGACCAUAAAGGAGAUGGUGAUCGGCCUGGUGACCUUCAUCUACACGGUUCUGAUGGGCAUCUUGAUCUUUGUCUAUAACAUAUGUAAGGGCUUCUUCACGCUCAUAUGGAAAGCACUGUUUGGUGGAGGCCUGGUGGAGGGGGCCAAGAAGAUGACGGUCACAGAGAUCCUAGCCAGCAUGCCAGACCCGACCCAAGACGAAGUCCACGAUGAGCUGCCACCGGAACCAGGAGCUCGAGAGGUUCAAGACGCAGAUGGAGGGGCAGAACUUCUGGAUGCUGUGGUGGGAGAGGAGGAGGAAGAGGAUGGAGAGGAGGGCGAAGGUGGACGUCUGCCGGGUUUCAACACUCCUGGAGGACUUGGAGACUUUGGAGAAACGACAACUGAAGAGCCACCGACUCCAGAGGGGUCCCCACUGCUGAAGAGGAAGCUGCUGGCUGCUGCCACUGGAGGACAAGGAGAGGAAGAAAAAGUUGAGCCUGAAGAAGUUCCUCAGGAGACGGAGAAGGCUGACAUUGAGAAUGGAGAGAAGGCGGAGAAAGCAGAACCUGAACCAGAGGUGAAGGAGGAGGAGCCAGCGAAAGAGGAGGAGGAGAAAGAAGUAAAGACGAAGGCAAAGAAGGAGAAGAAACCUGCAGAGGGGGGCUUUGAGCUGUGGAACGAGCUGGAGGUUCAGAGGAUUAAGUUCAUGAAUUAUCUUUCUCGCAAUUUCUACAACCUGCGUUUCCUGGCUCUGUUCAUCGCCUUCGCCCUGAACUUCAUCCUGCUCUUCUACAAGGUGUCUGACAGUCCUCCAGGAGAGGAGGAGUUCGAAGGAUCUGGUCUGUUUGAGGGCUCUGGCUUGUUUGAAGGCUCUGGCGCAGAGGAGGACGGCUCUGGCCUGGAGGAAGGCGGCGAGGACGAGGACGAAGAGGGCCCUCUGUACUACUUCUUAGAGGAGAGCACCGGCUACAUGGAGCCGGCCUUGGCCUUCCUCUCUAUCGUCCACACAAUCAUCUCCUUCCUCUGCAUCAUCGGCUACAACUGUCUGAAGGUUCCUCUGGUCAUCUUCAAGCGAGAGAAGGAGCUGGCCCGGAAGCUGGAGUUUGAUGGUCUGUACGUCACAGAGCAGCCGGAGGACGACGACAUCAAGGGCCAGUGGGACCGACUGGUGCUCAACACUCCGAGCUUCCCCAACAACUACUGGGACAAGUUUGUCAAGAGAAAGGUUCUGGACAAAUACGGAGACAUUUACGGCAGAGAGAGGAUUGCAGAACUGCUCGGCAUGGACCUGGCGUCUCUGGAUGUCAGCGCCAUGACCCACGGGAAGAAACCUGAACCCGACACCUCGAUGUUCAGCUGGAUCACUUCCAUUGACAUCAAGUACCAGAUCUGGAAGUUUGGUGUCGUCUUCACCGACAACACUUUCCUCUACCUGGUCUGGUACAUGCUGAUGUCCAUGCUGGGACACUACAACAACUUCUUCUACGCCUGCCACCUUCUGGACAUCGCCAUGGGGGUCAAAACGCUCCGCACCAUCCUGUCCUCGGUCACCCACAACGGCAAACAGCUGGUGAUGACGGUGGGCCUGCUGGCCGUGGUGGUGUACCUCUACACCGUGGUGGCCUUCAACUUCUUCCGGAAGUUCUACAACAAGAGCGAGGACGAGGACGAGCCGGACAUGAAGUGCGACGACAUGAUGACGUGCUACCUCUUCCACAUGUACGUCGGCGUCCGCGCCGGUGGCGGCAUCGGAGACGAGAUCGAGGACCCGGCCGGAGACGAGUACGAGCUGUACCGCGUGGUCUUUGACAUCACCUUCUUCUUCUUCGUCAUCGUCAUCCUGCUGGCCAUCAUCCAGGGUUUGAUCAUCGACGCCUUCGGAGAGCUGAGAGACCAGCAGGAGCAGGUCCGGGAGGACAUGGAGACAAAGUGCUUCAUCUGUGGGAUAGGAAGCGACUACUUUGACACAACGCCGCAUGGCUUUGAGACGCACACCCUGGAGGAGCACAACUUAGCCAACUACAUGUUCUUCCUGAUGUAUCUCAUCAACAAAGAUGAAACCGAACACACCGGCCAGGAGUCGUACGUGUGGAAGAUGUACCAGGAGCGCUGCUGGGACUUCUUCCCCGCCGGAGACUGCUUCCGGAAGCAGUAUGAGGACCAGCUGGGAUAAGCGUCCUCCAUCCGGGUCUGACGCAGAGAGGAGAAGCCAAGGGAGCAGAACUGUCAUCACGUCUUCGUCUCGUCCUUCAUCUGCACUUUUCUCUGGUCUUCAAAGCUAUGCACAUGUGAGUCCCCUCGCAGCCGGACGCCGUCGAUUCGUCUCCGCUGUGACCUCCUGGCCUUGUUCUGUCUACUCGGACCGCCUUCCCCCCCAGCCUCGACGGCGGGGGCUUUCUGUCGCUGCUGCUGUCCACGUUCUGGUGCCUAUAGCGAUGUCACUGCUUCAGCUGCUGUGAAGCUGCAGCUCCGUCCUCUCUGAUGAAGACUCCCGCCUUUUCCUGCUCCUUUUCUCUGGACGUCUGUCCUUCAGACGGUGAAGGAAAGCUCUGAAGUCUUACGGAGACUUCCUGGUUGUGUGUUGCACACAAACACACAUGAGGAGGUUUUUCUGGUGGCCGUGCAGACGACCGUCUGCGUGAUGUUCUUUUUAGAGGAAUCCAUGAAGCAUCUUCUCCAAAGUGUCGUCCGUGAUGAACGUCUGCCUGGAUGGAGGCCUGUUUUACAUCCAAUAGAUGCACAUAUUUAUUUUUCUUCCUGUUUUGAUGAGUCUUACGCCCAGUUUGGAAACGCCCACCGUGGUUUGGAGUUCUUUUCCUUUAGAUGUUUUAGGAUUUAUCUUAUUUUUAUUUGGGAAGCCGCUUCGAUCUCGACGCUGUUGUUUGAGCGGCGUGGUUCCUCGUUAAGCAGAAGUGUGGAUCCUCGCUGGGGUUUCCACUCAACAGGUGGAUGAAGUGGACAAGGUCUCUGCUGUCCUCAUUACAGCCUGUUUCAAUACAGAAUAAACAGAUUAUUUUAAGGAAAA